GGCACAGGCUUCUCUUGAACGCGCCCGAUAUUCUUCGCAGACACCAUGCCAGCCCCUACGACCGCAGCCGCGAGCUCCAAAAAGCGAAAGAGCGCCAAGGAAACCAGCGCCCACUCUUCCAAACGCCGUGCAGUCGCCGAAAAUGAUAGCGCAGAUGCGAUGGCCGAAAUCCAGCACCUGGAAGACCAGAUCUCGGAGUCGCGAAAGCACUACAACAACAUCGCCACACUGAUUGGGAGGCUCAAUGUCGAUGGGAAUGGUGGAAAACCAAAUUUGGCGGUGGCAGUGGCCCUCUGCCGGGUCUUCAGCAGAUUGAUUGCUGCCGGAGAUCUUGGAGAGACAAACCGGGCCGCGGAAAAUGAGAGAAUCAUUGCGGCCUGGUUGAAGGAGCGUCUUCGCGAGUAUCAGAAUGCUUUGGGGAGUAUCAUUCGUAACAGCGAUUCUUCUUCUCAGAUCACGGCCAUGGCUUUGAGUAUGCGCCUGCUCCACGAACGCGCAGCAUACCUUCCCGAGGAUGACCUGCAACUAUGGACGUCUGGUAUAUUUAGGACCAUCGUUGAAUCGGUCAUCGAAGCCAGAAAUGGGGAGACAGUGCGGUCCGAGUUCCUCGAGAAAUUUGCGAAUGAAUACGAGGACGUGCGAUUCCACAUGUUUGCGCAGAUUGCGGAAUAUGCGGAAACCAAAAGAGAUUCAGAAACCAUCGAAACCCUCAUCUCCCUUCUCUCGGCCUGCGACACCGUGCCCUCUGCGGAACACAAAUUUGAAAACUUCUACACCAAGACCAGCAAGAAGAACAAAAAGCUCGUCUCCGUCAACGCACACAAGAAACGGGCGCAGGAUGCAUGGCUCGCGGUUCUCCGUAGCGACAUCUCCCCCUCGCAACGGAAAACCCUGCUGCGCAUCAUGGUCCACUCCAUCGAGCCCUGGUUCAACCGACCCGAACUGCUCAUGGACUUCCUGACCGACUCCUACAACGUCGGCGGCGCAACCUCGCUGCUCGCCCUCUCCGGUCUCUUCUACCUCAUCCAGGAGAAAAACCUCGACUACCCCCAGUUCUACCAGAAACUGUACUCCCUCCUCGACGCCAACCUCCUCCACUCCAAACACCGCUCCCGCUUCUUCCGUCUCAUGAACACCUUCCUCGCCUCCACCCAUCUUCCCGCCACCCUCAUCGCCAGCUUUAUCAAGCGUCUCGCGCGCCUCGCCCUCAACGCUCCCCCCACCGCCAUCGUCGCCAUGGUCCCCUUCAUGUACAACCUCCUGAAGAGCCACCCAACCUGCACCCUCAUGCUGCAUCGCCCGGUCCGCGACGACGCCACCAAGGCCCAGCUCGAGGCUGAGGGCAUGGACGACCCCUUCGAUGCGCAAGAGCCCGACCCCACCCGCACCAACGCCCUGGAGAGCAGUCUCUGGGAGAUCGAAACCCUCCAGUUCCACUACCACCCCAACGUGGCGGCCAUCGCGCGCAUCCUCGCCGAGCAGUUCACGAAACAAAUGUACAACCUGGAGGACUUCCUGGAUUAUACCUACCAGGGCAUGCUGCAGGCGGAGCUGGGAUCCGGCGACAAGCCGCUGAAGAGAAUCCCCGUGGUGGAAUAUCAAAUACCGAAGCGGAUCUUCACAGACCGGUUGCUGGAGGAGGAUGGUGGUCAGGAUACCGCCCCUGGGCAUCUUCUCAGAGGUCUGUGGGAUUUCUCUUGAGGGGUUAAAAUAUAGAUAUGUUUGUCGGUUUUUUUCUUUUCUUUUUAUUCUUCCUUUCAUAGCGUAUAUAUUUAGAUUUGUUUUCAUUUCCAUGUUGAACAAAUAAAAGCACGAUC
Molecule: messenger RNA, 1817 nt
Organism: Aspergillus steynii IBT 23096
Lineage: Eukaryota; Fungi; Ascomycota; Eurotiomycetes; Eurotiales; Aspergillaceae
Gene: noc4
Product: ribosome biosynthesis protein NOC4
Exons: 3
Coding region: 46-1701 (551 amino acids)
Biological process (GO): ribosome biogenesis
Cellular component (GO): nucleolus; small-subunit processome; Noc4p-Nop14p complex
Source: RefSeq, a predicted model, not a curated record